GGGAAAGGGGAGGAAACUUGUCAGGAAGGGUUAGCACGAAGAGAAGAGGACGGUGUAGGGCUGCCGCACGCCGAGGAUUUCCGCGGAAUUAGCGUCUUAUUUCGCUCCUUUUGGAUACUCGACAUUUUUCUGGGGAGGUUUGGAAGUUCGAACAAACGACAGGCGACCAAGAAAAAGCCUCCCAAAAGAGGAGCUCCAACUCGGCCGAGGCGCCUAAUGCUUUAACGAGGCGGAAGUAACUUGCCAGCUGUCUGGCGAAAUCUUGGUAGCUUCUGAAUGCCUUCUCUGUGGGUGAUGGAGUUGACCAGGCAACUCUGUUUAAAGAUGGGGAAAAGUAAGAGGGCCCAACUAUCCUCCUCCCCUGCUACCACCGUGGGCCUCGAGAUACACUUCUACGUACCAGAGGUGCACCAGCUUGAGUACUUAAAAGGCUGCUUCACUGCUGAGGAACUCUGUGUGGAUGCAGCCAAGAGAUGCUCAAUCUCUCCCCUGUGCCAUAACCUUUUUGCCCUGUACAACGAGAAAACUGGCAUCUGGUACCCCCCCAACUAUGAGUUCAAGAUCACAGACGAAACCAGUAUCAAGUUACACUACCGGAUGAGGUUUUAUUUCAGGAACUGGCAUGGCAGCACUGAAGGAGAGUCACCAGUCUGGAGACACUGCAUCAGUAAACUCAGAGGACAGAGCACACAGAAAACCCCAGAGGGAACUCCUCUACUUGACGCGGAGUCCCUGAACUACCUUUUUGCCCAGGGCCAGCAUGACUUUCAGACUGGCCUGAUUUCACUGAGGAUGUCCCAGUCAGAGGCAGAGCAACAUGAGAUAGAAAACGAGUGUUUGGGCAUGGCUGUGCUUGCCAUUACUCACUAUGCCAUGAGCAUGGACAUUCCCUUGACAACUGCUUCUCGAGAAAUCAGCUACAAACGUUUCAUCCCGGACUCGAUGAACCGCACCAUUAAGCAGCGCAAUUUCCUGACCCGCGCCCGCAUCAACAACGUGUUCAAGAAGUUCCUCAGCGAUUUCAACUCUCGCACAGUCAAGGACAGCAACAUCACGCCGUACGACCUGAAGAUUAAGUACCUGGCCACUCUGGAGGGCUUGGCCAGCAGCCUUGGCAGUGAGCUGUUCGAGCCCGUCUCGCUCAGCGUAGUGCAGGAAGGAGAUCUCUGCAACGGGGGUUACUAUGGCUCCUACAACCAGAGCCAGAACCAGAGCCAGAAUGUGGAGGCAAGCCAUGGCAUGCAGGUGCUGGUUACUGGCACCACUGGCAUUUCCUGGAGACAGCCGCCCGCUACAAUGUCGGGCAUCUCCAAAGAAAAAGCCAAGUCAAAGAAAAACAAGCAGGAUGGAAAGCAAAGAAACGACAGAAAGAACGAGGUGAACGACGGCUGGCUGCCGUUCUGUGACUUCCAUGAGAUCACACACACCGUCAUCAAAGACACAACGGUCACCAUCUACAGACAGGACAACAAGAAGAUGGAGAUGCAAAUGGCGUCCAAGGCCGAGGCUCUGUCCUUCGCGACCCUCGUGGACGGUUACUUCAGACUGACCGUGGAUGCUCACCACUACCUGUGCAAGGAGGUGGCCCCAGCUUCAGUGGUGCACAACAUCAACAACGGUUGCCACGGACCCAUCUGCACGGAGUACGCCAUCCACAAGCUGCGCCAGGAAGGCAAUGAGGAAGGGGCCUACAUCCUACGCUGGAGCUGCACCGAGUACCACUACAUCAUCAUCACUGUGGUCUGCACUGAGAUCGACUUGAAGGAGUCUCGUACCGUGCGCCAGUACAAGAACUUCCAGAUUGAUGUGUCCAAAGAGGGGUUCCGUCUGUACGGCACGGACACUUUGCGGCCCACUCUCAAGGAGCUGCUCGAGCACCUGGAGGGCCACAGUCUCCGCUCCGACAACCUCCAGUUCCAGCUGCUCCGCUGCUGCCCCCCACAGCCCAGAGAGAUUUCUAACCUCCUGGUGGUCACUAAAGAUAGAGCACCGGCGCCUCAGUCGCCCAAUCCCAAUCAUUUCCGCUUCAUUCGCAUUCUCAAGGAGGAUAUUGAGAAGGAGGAUCACCUUGGCGUGGGCACAAAAACCAACAUCUACGCAGGCACACUGAGGUUGAAGAAUGAGGAGGAGGAGGAUGUGGGUUAUGCAUCCUUCCAGGAGGUCAAGGUGGUCCUGAAGGUUCUGGGUUCUGGACACAGAGACAUCUCCAUGACCUUUUUUGAAACAGCCAGCAUCAUGCGACAAGUUUCACACAAACACAUCGUGCUGCUGUAUGGAAUGUGUGUCCACUCCCAAGAAAACAUCAUGGUGGAGGAGUUUGUCCAACUUGGACCUCUGGACUUGUUUAUGAGGAGACAGCAGACUCCGCUCAGCACGCCGUGGAAGUUCCUGGUGGCCAAGCAGCUGGCCUCAGCUCUCAGCUACUUGGAGGACAAAAAGCUGGUCCACGGCUUUGUGUGCGCUAAGAACAUCUUGCUGGCCAGAGACGGACUGGCUGCCGAUGAGGGAGGGCCCUUCAUAAAGCUCAGUGACAGAGGAAUACCAAUCACAGUGCUCACCAGGGAGGAGUGUGUGCACCGUAUCCCGUGGAUUGCUCCGGAGUGUGUGAAGAGCGUCUCAUCCCUGAGCGUCGCAGCUGACAAAUGGGGAUUCGGUACCACCCUGUGGGAGAUCUGCUACGACGGAGAAGUCCCUCUCAAAGAGAAGAAACUCACGGAGAAGGAGAGGUUUUACGAAACCGAGUGCCAGCUGGCUACUCCAGAAUGCACAGAGCUGGCUGAACUCAUGACCCACUGCAUGACCUACGACCCCAAGAAGAGACCUUUCUUCAGGGCCAUCGUCAGAGAGAUGGACAUGCUCAUAGAGAAAAACCCAUCUAUCGAACCCCAGCCCACACCUGAGGUGGACCCGACCAUGUUUGAGAAAAGGUUCCUGAAGUGGAUCAGAGAUCUGGGAGAGGGUCACUAUGGUAGGGUGGAGCUGUGCCGUUACGAUCCCAGAGGAGACAAAACGGGCGAGCUGGUGGCAGUGAAGUCACUGAAGCCCGAGAACCGGGAAGAACAGAACAACAACCUCUCCAGGGAGAUUGACAUCCUGAAGGCGCUCUACCAUGAAAACAUUGUUAAAUACAAAGGCAUCUGCCAAGAGGAAGGUGGCCAGGCUAUUAAGCUGAUCAUGGAGUAUCUUCCACUGGGCAGUUUGAAGGAGUACCUGCCCCGUAACAAGAGCAGGGUCAACCUCAGCACCCUGCUCAGCUACUCCAUUCAGAUCUGCAAGGGAAUGGAAUAUUUGGGACUCCGAAACUACAUCCACCGCGACCUGGCUGCCCGCAACGUGCUGGUGGAGAGCGAGGGGACGGUGAAGAUCGGAGAUUUCGGCCUCACAAAGAGCAUCAAGGACAACGAGGGAUAUUACACCGUCAAGGAUGACCUCGAUAGCCCCGUGUUCUGGUAUGCCCCAGAGUGCCUGACUCUUUGCAAGUUUUACCGGGCCUCAGAUGUUUGGUCCUUCGGUGUGACGCUGUAUGAGAUCAUCACCUACUGCGAAUCACGCGAGAGCCCCAUGAAGCGCUACUUGGACAUGAUCGGCAACACCCACGGCCAGAUGACCGUCAUCCGACUGGUGAAGGUGCUGCAGGAAGGAUCGAGGUUGCCCCGUCCCGAGGAGUGUCCAGAAUUUGUAUACAACCUGAUGUGCAAAUGCUGGAAACAAAUGCCGGAUCACAGAAUCACCUUCACGAGCCUGAUCGAGGAGCUGACCGCCUUUCAGCAACAAUUCCAAAAGCCGAGCAACCUUUAAAAACUCCAGCGGUUUUUUUUGGGAAUGGCAAAAAAACUGACCCCAGCAAUGACAAAGAAAGCCAUGCACCUUCCUACGCUUAUAUAAACCUUCCUUAAUCGUGGCAUGAAGUCUAACCCUAAUAAGACACUUCUUUUUUUUUUCUUUUUUUUUUGUCAUAUUACUCUCAUAUUUCCAAUCAUGAGCAUUUGACAUGAAAGAAAUGUAGCCUUCCCAGUGUGACCCACUAUCUUACUUAUCACCAUAUGGAGAACAUUUAACUGUCUGUGGGAGAUGUCAAACUUGUGCGGAUUCUUAUCACUUUUAUUUCACUGUCAGAGGACUUUGAGGCACGGCUAAUAUCGCGCUCACGCACGGACGCUGAAAAGAUGGACGCUGAGCUGAACUGAGCUUCUUCUUCUUCUUCUUCUUCUUCUUCUUUUUUUUUUUUUGGAACGCUCCAUUUCACGCGGACGUGUAGAGUCAUUUGUGACGGAUGCCGAGUGGAUCGCAGAGAAGAUGUGGUCUCAGCCGACGCCGGUUGUUUCAUGGACUCCUCAGGAGACAUUUCACCUGUUUUCUUCGUGAUAAAUGUCAGGAUUUUCUGUUCAUGUUGUGCAAACGCAGCCGCCGGGAAUUGGCGUUGAGUUAGAGCCAGUGAUCAGUCGUCCUCCAACUUUCUCCAAGCCACGGUGGUCUAACAGACAAAACGAGCAUUUAAAAAAAAAAAGAAAGAAAGAAAGUGCGACAGCCAAUUUCACUUUUAGGAAUUGUAUGUACCAGUAAUUGGGUUAAAUAUCGCAAAGAUUAAUCUUAGUGGAGCAGGAGCUGCAUUUGCACGCGAACUGAAGAUCUAGAUUUUUGUUUUUGGGGCUAUAAUAAUGUAAUGGAUCUUGUCCUGUCCUGAUUAGCUGCACCUGAAAUCCAAACAACCUACAGUGAGAUUUGGUAUUUUAGGAGCAAAUGUGGGCGGCGUCACUUUACUUCUCCUCUACUGUUAAUGUUGCUUUAGGUGCAAGAUGGGGUCAGUCAGAACCAGAAAUACUGGCCGUGAAUCUCUGUAGAUGUAAUACUCAUGUAAUACUGCAACGAAAAAAAGAAAAGAAAACAGCCUGUAUCCACUGCCGCAUACUGCAAAUGGAAGGACUUCAGGUGGAACACAAAGUUUGAAGUGCGGAAAGAGCAGUGAAUUGACUGAUCUGCAUGGCUUUUUAUGUUUUUUUUUUCAAAAUAUAAUUUCUUUUAAUGAUAUGAAACGGUUAUAGUUACUUUUGUGCAUUUUAUAUGAUAUCCUCCAAUAGCCCAGAAACAUUAUAAAAGUGUAUUUAUCAAUGUAUACGUCGUAAGGUUUGAGCAGGAGGGUGUGUUUUUUCUGGUAAACCCCCCCCUCUCCUCCCCUCCCCUCCCCUCCCUCAGAGACAUUCACCAGUCACGAUUUUAAUCGCGGUGACUUCGGAUACGGCCAGUACUACUCGACGCAACUGUGAAUAUUGGCACGAAGGCGACACCAACAAAAGAUUGUCAGGAGGAAAAAAAGAUGCGCAGUCCACAUUUUAUUUAGGAAUGUAAAAGACAGUUCCUUCUGCUUGACAUAAGAGAAAAGAAAUUUAUAUAUAUUUUUGAAAAAAAAAAAAAGAUGAAAUCAUGACUUAUGGAAGGAGAUAGUAUCCAUAAUUACACAAUGAAAAAAUAAAUAAAGUCAGUGUUGUAUUCUGUCUGUCAAAUGCUAUGUCAUAUAACUACUGAAAACAGUUUUGUUCUAUAUGUUACAGUUGUAAGCAGGCAUGCGAAAGGUGCUCUGGAAAUAAUACCUUAUUCACAGUAAAACAAUAUCAAUGUCAGAUAUAAAAUUUUGCAAAAUCUACAGUAUCUUUCGGGUCAGAGAGGAAAAAAUAAAAAAUAAAUCCACAAACUCUAAAA
Messenger RNA from Mugil cephalus (flathead mullet), 5697 nucleotides. It is a transcript of the gene jak1, whose product is annotated as Janus kinase 1. Gene Ontology annotation, biological process: intracellular signal transduction; cell differentiation; cell surface receptor signaling pathway via JAK-STAT. The transcript has 25 exons. Gene Ontology annotation, cellular component: cytosol; cytoskeleton; membrane. The record is from RefSeq and is a predicted model, not a curated record. Bases 277 to 3798 code for a protein of 1173 amino acids. Gene Ontology annotation, molecular function: cytokine receptor binding; ATP binding; non-membrane spanning protein tyrosine kinase activity. NCBI's taxonomy places the organism in Eukaryota, Metazoa, Chordata, Actinopteri, Mugiliformes, Mugilidae.